AUGUUUACCCAGCGAGUCCCUAAUCGACGCCGUCAACAAACGAUCAAUCACACAAUCUUGAUGGAAAAUGACACCGACAAAGCCAGUGACAUCGAUCAUAGUCCCUUGGGCAACUCUCCUCCAACUACCAUUUCACUCAUCUCCUGCUGGCCUCCUGGAUUGCACUCCAGCGCGUCGAAUCAGGCGGACCUUUUGCAGCGGCGCUGUGAACGACAGCCACUGACCAACAAGAACAAAACCGACCCGGGAAACUUGGGCAAAAGCCUCGAUCCUGUGUAUCAAUCCGUGAAUCAAUCAAUCCGUGAUCCUAUCUAG
Messenger RNA from Opisthorchis viverrini, 315 nucleotides. RefSeq lists its product as hypothetical. Bases 1 to 315 code for a protein of 104 amino acids. The record is from RefSeq and is a predicted model, not a curated record. Lineage: Eukaryota; Metazoa; Platyhelminthes; Trematoda; Opisthorchiida; Opisthorchiidae. The transcript has 4 exons.